Messenger RNA from Aspergillus calidoustus, 1068 nucleotides. Lineage: Eukaryota; Fungi; Ascomycota; Eurotiomycetes; Eurotiales; Aspergillaceae. The record is from the annotation of a GenBank genome assembly.
AUGGGAGAUUUCAAUUAUCGAAUCGGCCUUCCCAACCAGACUGUUAGAGAUCUUGUGCAACAAGUAAAGUAUCAAAAGCUUUAUGCCAAUGACCAGCUCAACCUUCAAAUGCUCGCAGGCAGGGCAUUUCAGUUUUAUAAUGAGGGCGUCGUGGUGUUUCCACCGACGUACAAAUAUGACGUUGGCAAGGACACCUAUGACACAUCAGAAAAAGCGCGUAUCCCUGCAUGGUGCGACAGGAUCUUGUGGAAAGGACCAGACCUUCGACAGCUCAAUUACAAUGUUGCAAACCUGCGGCUUUCAGACCACCGCCCAGUGUGGGCUAGCUUUAAGUGUACGAUUAGCGUUGUCGACGAAAUUCAAAAAGAAACGCUCCGACAGGACCUUUAUGCUCAACAAUGGGGUGCUGCCCAUGUUCUCGAGGCACCGACACAGCCAGUGCGUAUAAAUAAUGGAAGCGGGGAUCUCAUCUCCAUUGAACCAAUCGCCACGGGGCUUCCCCCUCCCAGUUCGGACCAGCGUAAAUGGUGGCUCGAUAAUGGUGCCCCCGUGAAAUCAUCUAUACGCCCUCCCACCAAGGAUUACACGCUGGAUGUCCACCGUACAUCAAAUCCCUUCUCCGCUAGAGAGAGCCCCAACUGGGUCUCCAUUGCCGCGAUUCAAAAAGAAACUGCUACAGUCAUCUCUGGGAAACCAUCCCUCAGAAGCCUGGUACUCCAUGCGUCACAAACGGAAGAAGUUGGCGGGCAUAAACCCGCUCCCCCGGUUCCUCCAAAGCCCAGCUCACUCGGUCUGAACAAGGGUCCCUCAACGAGCCGCACAUAUCCAAAUACGCCAGACAUAUCCUCUUAUAGAGGCUCUCCUGGCUCGUUAUCAACGAGCCCGAGAGUCUCUUCUGUAUUGGGUGAACAUUCGUCUUCACCAAAGCGGCGAAACAGUGACCGACGCGGAUUUGCUUUGCCUUUCAACGACGAUGAGGUGAAGCAGCCGAUGAGACCGGUUGCUCAAGGCCUGCUCGAUGAUAGUUUCGGUGAGGAAAUUAGCUGGAAGCCCCUUGUUCCUCAAUAA